CGCUCACCUAGUAUCAUUUAAGAUAACCAUAAAUUGUCUAGGUCAGCCCUUAAUUUGUUGCACUUUUCUUGUUUCCGUUUAAAUUUCACAGGAAUUUUCCCCAUAUAUAUCAUAUCGGCUUGCGAAUAAGUGCUUACUAAUUAAGUAGUAGUAUCCACCUAUAGGUACAGCAUACAAAAGAAAGAGGUCUAGAGAUAUGGCUGAUGUAAGAGGAAGUUCUGCUACAUGCAAUGAAAGGUGCGGUUGUCCUUCUCCCUGCCCUGGCGGCGUUGCUUGCAGGUGCGCAGGGGAAGACGCAAGCAUGGCGCACAAGAGGUGCUCAUGCGGAGAGCACUGUGGGUGCAAUCCUUGCACGUGUCCCAAGAGUGAAGGCAGCACUGCCGCUACUGGAAAGGCUCACUGCAAGUGCGGUCCUGGCUGCACCUGUCCCACCUGUGCCGCUUAAUUAUACUACUUAUUAGACUCUUUAUCACUUAAUUACGUACUUCCUCUAGCUGUGCUAGGUUCCCCAUUAUAUAUGUUGUACCUGUCCCAUCCUCGCGAGUGUGUGCUUGUUUGGUAGGACCAUCUUUUCUUCUUCAUAUGUAUGGUGCGUGCAUCUGUACAUACUACUGGUCAUCCAUUAAAUAACCAUGUCAUAAAAAAGUUUUGACA
Molecule: messenger RNA, 654 nt
Organism: Lycium barbarum (goji berry)
Lineage: Eukaryota; Viridiplantae; Streptophyta; Magnoliopsida; Solanales; Solanaceae
Product: metallothionein-like protein 4B
Exons: 2
Coding region: 197-445 (82 amino acids)
Molecular function (GO): zinc ion binding
Source: RefSeq, a predicted model, not a curated record